Messenger RNA from Tribolium castaneum (red flour beetle), 1962 nucleotides. RefSeq lists its product as uncharacterized. Bases 200 to 1717 code for a protein of 505 amino acids. The transcript is spliced from 2 exons. Lineage: Eukaryota; Metazoa; Arthropoda; Insecta; Coleoptera; Tenebrionidae. Gene Ontology annotation, molecular function: protein binding. The record is from RefSeq and is a predicted model, not a curated record.
CGUGUUUUGAAAAUGUCAACCGUUUAACGUCACCAAAUGUCAUAAACACUUUAAGUGAACCAAAAUUCUGGUACUUCCACCAAAAAUAGCACCAAAGCGUUAAUGACCGCGUGAACCGCACCGCCUUAACGCCCCAAAUCAGAGUAAUGUUCUAAAAACUCGUGUCGCAAAUCAGUUUUUGUCCGACAUAACCUCAAACAUGUGGGACUCUACAAUGUUCCUGAGCACCCUCACGCCAAAAUUUUACGUCGCUUUAACCGGCACUUCGUCCCUAAUCUCCGGCUUGAUCCUCAUUUUCGAAUGGUGGUAUUUCCGCAAGUACGGCACGAGUUUCAUCGAACAAAUUUCCCUCAACCACAUCAGCCCCUGGAUCAGUGGCGUCGACAGCAGCGAAAACGGAAGUUCGAGUAAUUCGACUAGUUCGCAAAGUAGCGUUCCUGAGUGUAAGGUGUGGAGAAAUCCGCUGAAUUUGUACAGGGGAGCCGAAUACCAAAGAUUCUACUGGGCUACUAAUAAGGAGCCUUUGACUUAUUAUGAUAUGAAUUUGUCGGCUCAGGACCACCAGACGUUUUUUACGUGUGAGGCGGAUGCGGGUAAAUCUGAGUAUGAGAUUAUGCAAACUGCCUGGCGGGAGAGGAACCCCAUGGUGAGGAUUAAAGCUGCACACAGUGCUUUGGAGAAGAGCCCUGAGUGUGCCCCCGCUUAUAUUUUGUUGGCGGAAGAAGAGGCAACGACGAUAACUGAAGCCGAGAAAAUUCUAAAACAGGCCCUCAAAGUGGCAGAAACGAACUAUAGAAAGUCACAAGCCCUGCAACACCAAGGGAGCCUGAUGGAAGCGCAGCACCGGCGGGACACCAACGUCUUAAUUUAUAUAAAAAGAAGGUUGGCAAUGUGUGCCCGCCGCCUCGGGAAGCUCAAAGAAGCUGUAAAAAUGUUCCGCGAUUUAACCAAAGAAGUCCCCCCAAUAAUGAACGUUUUAAACAUUCACGAAAACCUCAUCGAAGCAUUGCUCGAAAUGCAGGCAUACGCCGACGUUCAGGCCGUGUUGGCAAAAUACGACGACAUCUCCUUGCCAAAAUCCGCCACCAUCUGCUACACGGCCGCCCUCCUCAAAGCCCGUCUAGUCGCCGACAAGUUCUCCCCGGACAUCGCCAGCAAGCGGGGCCUGAACACGGCCGAAAUGGCCGCCGUGGAGGCCAUCCACCGCGCCGUGGAGUUCAACCCCCACGUGCCCAAAUACCUGCUGGAGAUGAAGCCGCUCAUCCUGCCCCCGGAGCACGUGCUGAAGCGCGGCGACUCGGAGGCCAUCGCCUACACGUUCUUCCACCUGGCGCACUGGAAGGCGGUGGACGGCGCCCUCAACCUGCUGCACUGCACGUGGGAGGGCACCUUCCGCAUGCUGCCCUACCCCCUGGAGCGCGGACACCUCUUCUACCCCUACCCCACGUGCACGGAGUGCGCCGAUCGGGAGUUGUUGCCCACCUUCCACGAAGUCUCCGUUUAUCCGAAGAAGGAGCUGCCGUUUUUUAUUAUUUUUACGGCGGGGUUGUGUUCGUUUACGGCGCUUCUGACGCUGUUAACGCAUCAGUAUCCUGAGCCGAUGGGGGUUGUGGCCAAAGCGGUCCUGAAUUGGCUCUCUACGCCGGUGUAUUAUGUCUAUGAGAAAAUCGAAAGUAUGCUGCCGGCGAAUUUGCUGCAGCAGUUGUCGAGAAUUUAAUUCGAGACGAAGUUCGAACGUACUGUACUGUGUGGUAGGUUAGGUAGCUCAUGUAUGGGUUUUUAUAUAGAUAGGUGUUUUUUAACUUAUUUUCAAAGUGAUUAUAUUUUGUGUUAUGAUUGUGAGCUUUUUUAUGUCUGAUUUUAUUUUUGUUUUUUUUCUUGUCACUAUGUAUUCAAAGAUGUUUGCCCAAACUUAUUAUUUAAGGAAAAUGUGAUUAUGCAAAUAAAUGACACUGAAUGGCG